This is a messenger RNA of Apis florea (little honeybee), 5714 nucleotides long. RefSeq names its product WW and C2 domain containing protein kibra (gene kibra). Gene Ontology annotation, biological process: regulation of hippo signaling; cell migration; negative regulation of organ growth. The record is from RefSeq and is a predicted model, not a curated record. Gene Ontology annotation, cellular component: cytoplasm. NCBI's taxonomy places the organism in Eukaryota, Metazoa, Arthropoda, Insecta, Hymenoptera, Apidae. Gene Ontology annotation, molecular function: molecular adaptor activity; kinase binding.
AUAUUAAGUAUAAAAUAAUAACGAAAAAAGUAAAAAGGAAGCAUAUGCGAAUACCAUCAGCUUAUGAGACAUUCUCUAAGGGGCAUCGACGGAUUACUAUCAGUUUACUCAUUCGUCCCGGAUGUUCAAUAAUCUUGAGUGCACCUGCGAUAGAAGUUGUAUGGUGGUGCCGCCAAUGCAAUAUAACGGAAAAUAUGCGAAACUAUUGAAAGGGCAUCGCGUUCGUCUGUUCCCGUCGUCGUUCGUGCACAGCGGUCAGAGACACGAGAGCUUUCAGUCUGUGGAAAGAGUAAUUUGAGAGAAAGAAAGAAGAAGAAGGAGAAUAUGAAACUGGGAAGGGAUUACGUUCGGUUCUCAUCGAUGUACGCGUUGAGGCGAAGAGGAAGAGAGAGUGAGUGAGAAGCAUUGCCAAGCGCACACGGUAUGAACGUUCAGUGGCAUGUUUCAAACACUCAACAUGCUUGUAGUUGGCGCGAGGUUGUAAUAUCGUUGAAACGAAAGAGUAGUUUGCGCGUAUUCUUUGCACUUGAAACAACGGACUUGACAAAGUGUACAAUUCUUACGAAGCCAUGUUUAAUUCGACAUAUGAACAAGCAAAAGUGUCUUACAGUAAUCGUAAUAGUGUCCUGCUGUGUAAGUAAAAACGGAAUGAAAUAACGUGUGGGGGAACAUAAAGCGAAUUUUGACAUUCCUUCAAGAAGAAACGUCGCAUUGAUUUAUAUCUUUUACAGACGACGAAAGCAAAGUUUAAUGUAAGAAGAAAAAGGAAGCAUAGUGAAAUGUAAGUACGCGACAGUACCGGCAUUAGUGUGCAUUUCUUAAAGCGGGUCGCAGCCGCAGAUGCUGCCCUGUCUCUACUCUCAGAAAGUCGUUGUUUCUGCUACUCGAAAAGGAGAACGUGAUUCCUACAUACCGGAACAAUUUACCAGUUUUUGUCUUUAAAUUUACCAAUGGAAUCUACAUCUGAAUCAUAUUUACAAAUGUUUGGCGUUUAUGUAUCGGAACAAUAUCGUAAAUAUAUUUAGAGUGAACCUAUUUUUUGAUAGUGUAAAAGUAUAAUAAUUGCAUGAGAACAAUAAAAAUCGAAAAAUGUGUAAAAAGAACAUUAUACACGUGAUACGUAAAACCAAGGUCGAGAUAAAUAGAGGGUAAGAGUGUAAAUAAAAGUGCACUAUAAGUGAGACGACAAGACAGUGAAAGUGUUUUUCUUUUACUAAAUUUAAUUUUCUUAGUGAUGUGAAGAAAGCAAUUUAAAAAAUUUUGUGCUAUAUUUUUUUUUUGCGAUAUUACAAAGUGACAGUGCGAAAUUUAAAGAAAAAAGUGUUACAAUAACGAGUACAUAUAUGUUUCUGUACAAAUGUAGAACCACGGUAUCGUCUCAAGGCAAGAUAUCAACAGUGGACUUUUCUUUGACGGCCAGCUAUGUUAACGGUGGAAUUCCGCUCGAGAGGAAUCUGAAGGCGGGGACUCUGACGUCACUCCGCUCAUGAUAAUGAGCGUGUAUGUGGCACGGGGAGUAUGUGCUCGCGCGCACAGAUAUGUGCCUGUCGACUGGUCGGUGAUAGAGAGUUUUGGAUGGAUUUAGAGCGCAGUGAAAUAUGCCAAGGAGACGGAAUGGGGAGAUACCGCUUCCGGAAGGGUGGGACGUCGCACAAGAUUUUGAUGGAAAAGUGUAUUUCAUCGAUCAUAACACAAGAAAAACAACGUGGAUCGAUCCUAGAGACAGAUUUACAAAACCUCAAACAUUUGCAGACUGUAUCGGAAACGAACUUCCACUUGGAUGGGAGGAAGCUUAUGACAAACACGUGGGUGCAUAUUAUAUUAAUCAUGUCAAUCAGACGACGCAACUCGAAGAUCCAAGGCAAGAAUGGCGAGCCAUUCAGGAGGCCAUGCUUCGAGAAUAUCUUCAGACGGCACAGGAUGUACUCGAGGCGAAGAAGGAGAUCUACGAUGUGAAACAACAGAGGCUAUGUCUGGCCCAAGAUGAGUACAAUCACCUUAACAACGCUUUAACGACGCUUGGCGCUUCGCGUACAAGUUUGUGCUCCAGUUCAAGUUCAUUGAGUACCAAGUACGAUCCGGAUCUCUUGAAAUCCGAUGUCGCACUCGCAAGGAGUAGAGUUUCCCGCCUGAAACGAGAGCUCGAACAGAUCCGAGCUGAAAUGAACUGCACACAACGAGGAGUGGACACUCUUGCAAGUGUUGAGCAAAAAUUGAGUGGUCAUCAUGGCGGUUGUUACAACAUCACGGAGGCUCAGGCGAUUAUGACAGAGCUUCGAAAUAUUCAAAAAUCGCUGAGCUCGGGCGAAAAGGAGAAAGCUGAGCUGAUGCAGUCUUUAGCUCAAUUGAAGGAUGAAUUGACGAGAUUGCAGCUUUGCGAAGGUAGUCCCGAGGCCAGCACGCUCAGUUUACCUCAGGAAAAACUUAGCACGGCAUCUCAGACCGAUUUAUCCGGCGAAUUAGUGCCUAUCGGCACGCGUUUGGCCGAAAUGGCUCGGAUGAGGUUGCAAUAUGACGAGGCGAGAAAGAGGAUACAGCACAUUCAACAACAAUUAGCGGAUCUCGAGGAAAAGGUAACUCCUGGCCAGACGGAAAGCGACAAGGACAAAUUGCUGCUCUUCCAGGAGAAAGAACAAUUGCUCCGAGAAUUAAGAAGUAUCACGCCACGUACCAGAACGCAACAAGAUAUGAAGAAGAUCCAGAACGAGAUCCGCCGCCUCGAGCAGGAUCUAAACAACGCGCUUGAAUUGUCGAACAAGACGAUUACCGAUCGCGUGCGGCUACACGAAGAAAAACAAUUGUUACUACAGCAAUUGAGGGACGCUUUACGCUCGAUGGCGAUGCUCGAGGGUCAGUUGAAAACUCUUAGCGCGAGCACGCUUUCGGUCAGUAGUAGUUCCAGUCUUGGAAGUCUGAGCACGACUAGCAGUAAAGGUUCCCUAAGUUCUGGAUUGAGUUUCACCGAUAUUUAUGGUGGCCCCCAGUGCCUUGGUCCUGUCACAUCUCAACAAGACAGACCGGUCGACAUGGUUGAUCUCCAUAGACGAGUGGAGAGAUUGCUCAGAGGCUCGGAACAGAACAAUCUUGUGAGCACACCAUCGCCGGGUCGAUCGCAACCAAGUUUGUCACCAAGAUCGAGCCUGUCUAGCGUCAGUCCACCGGUUUCACCCUUAUACGAAAAUGCCCCGAUGGGCCCACCACCCGCGUACGAACACGUGGAGAUGCAGAGACGACAUCAGAGACUCACCGCCUCGUCUAACGUUCACUUAGACGGAAAUCAGUUGGAAGAUCGUUUGGCGGAGCUUAGGCUUAGUCAACAGCAAACGUCGUCGCAAGAACAAACCUGUGCUGGUUCCCAAGAUCGUCUCAAGUUGGUCGGUGGUCCACAUCCACCGGUCGAAUUGCAAUCUGGAAAUAUGUCCCAAGGCAGCGGCCUUGGCAGGCCUGUAUGCGUGAUGCAGCAUCCUUCGCAGGAUCCACCGCCUCUUUCACCUAUCAGCGAAACACCUCCUCCCACCGGUAUUCGUUCGAGAGCUAGCAGUUCCGGUACGAAUACCAGAUCUGUCUCGGCUGCCGUUUCCGAUGAAAGUGUUGCAGGUGAUUCAGGAGUAUUCGAGGCCUCUAACCGAAGGAAACUACCAGGAGCAAUUGAUGACGUGAAUUCUUUGGCGUUGGGGGAGAUGAGCUUAGAGACGGCACAGGUGCAAAUUAAACUUAGAUAUUCUGUAAGUGACGGUUUGCUCCAUGUUGGAAUUGAACGUGCCAGAAAUUUGGCUGCUCUUUUUAUUCCUAACAACGCGCAAGUAUAUAUAAAGGCUGCAUUGCUUCCAAUGCAACCGCCUGUUAAUCACAUGUGUUGUACAAAACCAGUUGUGGAUCUGCGCAAACCAACCUUCGGUGAAACAUUCCCGAUUGCAGUUCCGCUCAACAAAUUAUAUACGAAGACAUUACAAGUCAACGUUUGGUGCACGAGCAAUGAGUCUGAGGAAUGCUUGGGAUCCGCCCAAGUGUCUCUUGCAGACUUUAGUCCAGAAUCACCAAGUGUAAAAUGGUAUAACAUACUCUCUUUCCGCUUCAUGCAACCAUCCGAUAGCCCAAGUACUAGCACCAGCAAUAGCAAUAGUAUCUCCACCAGCGUAAUGAGGCAGGCCAAACAUGACAAACAAGAAUCAGAUUUAUCGGUAUAUCGUGGUGUACAAAAUAUGAAAGAAGAAAGUAGUGACGAGAGCACGAUCAUUAGCUCUCAAACAUCGACUUUGACGAGAAAUCAGGGAUGCGAUGAACUUCAGACAGCAAUUUCGUUAAGACUAGAAGAAUUAGCCAAUUGUUUGGGAAGUCCAGAAGAAGAGGAUGAAAAUGGUGGUAGCGAAAGCGGAAGUGAGGAUAGCGAUGAGGAAGGUAUCAUUGUGGAGUUUACGAUGGAAGAUAAUGUUCUGGAGGAUGUAUUGGAGCAUGAGGAAGAUGAAGAAUUAAACGAAGAAGCAAGACAGACUCAGGAUAAAGAAACCAAUACUGAAUGUGUUUUUAUCCCAGAACAAGGAAAACAGAGGAAACUUUCAGCAGCUGGUGUUGUUUCUAGCGCUAUUCACGAUGACAAAAAUUCUAUUGUAAUUAAAAGAAGUCAAACGUUUUCACCUAGUGCUGCAGUCAGCAAAAAUCAUUAUAUUUGUCGGUUAAAUCGUAGCGAUAGUGAUAGUAGCAUGCCACUUUAUCGUAGAGGCGGACCUUUUCAACGAAAUUCAGUCGAAAGACGAUCACUUAGAUGGCGGAGACCUUUAUCUGCACUCAGUUGUAAAACUGUCUCAAAAAAAUCUACAAAUUUACCACCUACCGCUAGAACAUCUUUAGAUCUUGAAUUGGAUCUUCAAGCACAACAUGCUAGAUUAAAUAAUCUUCAAGAUGAGUUAAGUAGGUUACGUGAAUUAAAGCAAAGGUUAGAGCAAGCGCGAGAGAAAGGGGAUACCGACUUUACAACAUGGUUGUUGGAGGAUCACAAAUUUCAAAAUUUAAUGGCACAAGCUGAAAGUGGAAAAAAUGGCAAAAGUGCUGAGGACAAAAGAGUAGAAAAAAUGUUGAAAAAGACUUCAAAAGAAAUCUAUAAAUUACGGAAAACAAAAGCUGGUAAAGGAAAACCAGAUAUUAUUUCAUUCAAAGAAAAAAUGGCGUUUUUUACACGCGUUAAUCUCAAUGUUCCUGUACUUCCACCCGAAGAUUCAAUAUGUGAAAAUCUAUCAUCAUCAUCAUUUAUUCAGCAUAGGAGACACACUUCGGAGCCAGUUACUACCGAAUAUAUGGUUACUAAACUUGGUGCUCAAGAUGUUUCGAAUUUGACCGUUCAGUCAGAUAGUGUUCCUAAUGAAAAUACAUCGAAUGAUGGUGAAGAGCCAAGAAGGUACGAAUACGUUGUCGAUAGAGUUCUCGGUGUUGAAGUGUAACGUUUACACUUAUUAUUUUUAUCAAUGGAUAAGUUCUUCAAAUUAUUGGAUAAUUUAAUUAAUACGUAUCAAUCCAGUGACUUUCGGGCAAAAACAAAGAAUGGAAAAAAAAAAAAAACAAUAGAAUAUUGUUUUUUUUGCUUUUUUUCGAAUUCUAAGUGCCAUGCACGAUGAUUGAAAAAAGAAUAGAUAAAGUACAUUUACCGAAGUACAUUUGAACAGCACAUACGUAGUGAUGCUAGUGUAAUUAAUAUAAUAAAUUGAACAAAAUGUUACUGA